AUGACAACACAGAACGGUGUUAACUAUAGCCAACGAGAGGUUGUUCAUCGUAUGCCGGAUUGGGUCGCCAACCGCCGGGCGUCUGUAAACAGAGGUCACGUUGCCCCUCCUCUCACAGCGGAUGGCAUGAAUCCUCGCAAGGCUUCCUUUUCUGGAUCGAAUGGGGAAAAGCAGGGAGCGGUGUACAACAACUAUACCGAGAGAGUUUCUUCCAGGAGUGGUGGCGACAGGAUUUUCUCUUUUGAUAACCGCAGUACUUCUCGUCGUGAAUCGGGUACAAACGUUUCCGUACGGUCUCUUCAACCAGUUGCCGGGAGAACGGCCGUUACCCACACGAUCCGGUUCCGCGGGGCACGUUGGUCGCAAGCUCUCUCUAAUAUGUCUGUGGCUCUGGAGCGAGCCAUCAAGGAAGAUGUGGCUGCCUGUUGCGGCAUUUCAUCGGAGCGCAUUGGCCAGAUGAAGAUGAAAUUCACCGAUCGACUUGUGGUUACAUUUGUUUUGGAUCAUUCUCACGAUCCCAGUGAGGAAAGCCGGUUCCACAACCAGCUGAAGGUGUACAAUUUCUGGCGUACCGUUGCCCUUUAUCCACGGAAAUAA
Messenger RNA from Trypanosoma brucei brucei TREU927, 597 nucleotides. RefSeq lists its product as hypothetical. Lineage: Eukaryota; Euglenozoa; Kinetoplastea; Trypanosomatida; Trypanosomatidae. The record is from RefSeq and is a predicted model, not a curated record. The transcript has a single exon. The coding region runs from base 1 to 597 and encodes 198 amino acids.